CGGAGCGCAGCAGCGAGCCAGAGAGUGUCAGACCGCCGUUGGCAUCUGUCGCUGCAGCCGCCAGCCUGGGCAAGUCGGUAGGCAUCAUGGAGGACGCGGAGAAGGGCGGCCGCGGGAGGCGAGAGACCACCAAGUUCGGAGAGGGCUCCGACCAUGGCCUUGGAGUAUGUGGCUGGCUGCUGGUCAUUGUUUCGUUUUUCUUGACUGCUGUGACAUUUCCCAUCUCCAUCUGGAUGUGUAUAAAGAUCGUCAAGGAAUAUGAACGAGCCAUCAUCUUUAGGCUGGGACGCAUCUUAAAAGGGGGCGCCAAAGGCCCGGGCCUCUUCUUUGUCCUGCCCUGCACAGACAACAUUAUCAAAGUGGACAUGAGGACGAUAUCAUUUGAUAUCCCGCCCCAGGAAAUUCUUACCAAAGAUUCUGUGACGGUUAACGUGGACGGCGUGGUUUAUUACCGAGUUCAGAACGCCACCCUGGCUGUGGCAAACAUCACCAACGCAGACUCAGCCACGCGCCUUCUGGCUCAGACCACCCUGAGGAAUGUCCUGGGGACCAAGAAUCUCUCUCAGAUCCUCUCCGACCGAGAGGAAAUCGCACACAGCAUGCAGAGCACCCUUGACGAGGCUACAGACGACUGGGGAAUAAAAGUGGAGCGGGUAGAGAUCAAGGACGUGAAACUGCCGAUCCAGCUCCAGAGAGCCAUGGCAGCAGAGGCAGAAGCCACCCGCGAAGCAAGAGCAAAGGUGAUUGCAGCCGAGGGCGAAAUGAACGCCUCCCGGGCCCUGAAGGAAGCCUCGAUGGUCAUCACAGAGUCGCCGGCUGCCCUCCAGCUCCGCUACCUGCAGACGCUGACCACCAUCGCGGCCGAGAAGAACUCCACCAUCGUGUUCCCCCUGCCCAUCGACAUGCUGCAGGGCAUCAUGAGAAAGUAGUAACUGGGAGGCUUCUUCUAGAAGAGCAGCCUUGCAGCUGGGGCUCAAUUAUGUAAAUGCUUCAGGCAGCCGCGUGGAGGGAUGGGUGGGAAGAGAGAGAAUUAUGCCUAUCCAGUGUCCACUUGUGUGUGCAUCUUGCAGUCGCUGGCAACCCCGGCAGCUUUUGCUGUUGGUUGAUUUUUACUUUGAUUUAGGCUGGAUUGCCACAGAAGCCAGUUGGGUUUUUUAAAAAAUCUGGCAUUUCCAGAAGCCUUGCAGUUGUUGUUUUUUUUUUAAGAAAUCGGCCUAUAUGUAUAAUAAUAUGUUUUUUAAUAGAGUUUUCAAGUGCCUGCAUCUCUCAGCAAGUCAGAGGGAAGGUUAGACUAUUUCUCAGCCCUCUGCGAAACAGACAGUUUGCUUUAAAAGAUAUUUAUACGUGUGUGUGUGUGUGUGUGUGUGUGUGUAAGUAAUGUGUGUCUCUGUGUUUUCCCCUCUUCUCUCCUGGGAGGUAGCUUCUCCCCAAUGGAACUUUCCACUGCUGCUUGUUACAACAAGGAAAGAAUGAACACACUGUAGUUAUGGGAACAGUACGCUUGUAGCUACGCUGUUGGGUCUUUCACUGGUGCAUUUUGUCUUGUGCAUAAACUAACGCAAUGACUUCUUCUAACACUUGAAGGAGAGCCUUUGUAUCUGCCUUUUGUUUGUAUAUUUUUUUGUAUAAAACCGAUAUAUACUGUAUAUAUAUAUAUGCCUUUUUUUAAAGCCUCUUGUUUUUUUUAGAUGACUACUGUUUUUUCUGCUUUUGAACCCACUCUGCCCCCACUCCCCAGUAUGAUCAGCAGAACAUUAAAAAGUCCUAGACCAAA
Messenger RNA from Hemicordylus capensis (graceful crag lizard), 1774 nucleotides. It is a transcript of the gene STOM, whose product is annotated as stomatin. Bases 87 to 929 code for a protein of 280 amino acids. Lineage: Eukaryota; Metazoa; Chordata; Lepidosauria; Squamata; Cordylidae. Gene Ontology annotation, cellular component: plasma membrane. The record is from RefSeq and is a predicted model, not a curated record. The transcript is spliced from 7 exons.